AUGAAUUCUAACAAAACAGAAUCUUCUAGCUCAAGACAAGAAUUGGACAGCAAUUAUGAAAUCAUUAAUCAUUUCCAAGGUAAUUAUGAAAUCAUUAAUCAUUUCCAAGGCAAUUAUGAAGAUCCUAAUAAUAGUAGUACUGAAUACUUGCCAAUUAAUAAUUUGUCAGACUUAUCAAGCUACGACUCAUACUCGACACAUUCAUCAACACCAACAGAUUCUAGUGAAUUGUUAUCAUCAUCGUUUAUAGGUCAUGACGAAGGAAAAACUUGGAUAGAUCAACAAGUAUAUGGAAAUCGUGAACAGAUCUCUCUUUCAUCAUUUCAUGUUGCAUAUCUCGGUGAGAGUGUAAAUAAACAUUGUAAAGACAAUAUUUUCUCAAAAUUAUCAGCAAGUCUUGGCAAAUAUUUUUCGCAUAAUGAAGAAGAGGUGGAAGACGAAGAAUCCGAUGUCAAGGAAAAACGUCAUAUCCUAUAUCCACAAGGAAAUGAUUAUCACAUCGACACUAAAGUCUCACUAUGCGUACUUGACCUUACCAACAAACCUUUAUCAGAUGCCAAAGAUAAUUUACUCAAAAAUUAUUUAAAGGUCAAAUCUGGCGAUGGCAAUGACCGGAAACGAAAGAUGAAAUCUACUACUACUUGUAAGAGAAUUAAUCGUCGUUGGAUUGAUCUAUGUGUAAUCUUUUUACCAUCAAAGUUUUCAAAAAUACCUUCUGUACAUAUUCCAAUUAUGCUGGAGCUACACAAAUACGUGACUUUAUUUCCCGUUAUCUGUUCAGUCGAUCCAGAAACUGGUCUAGAGUGUGUAGUGGAAGGAGAUCGUAAAAAACUAUUGAAAUAUUUUCUAUAUAAAAAAAUCGGACUCUUUAUAUGGAACGAUGAUAUUGUGAAUGAUAAAGGUUUAGCCAGUGACGUUUCUACAACACAAGUAAUGCUUGACAAAGAGUUCUCAAAAUUGGACGAUGAAUGUGUUUAUUAUGAUAUGCAAAUCCUAAGAUCUCAGGCAAUCAAAUUAAAACAAAAGUACCAAUCAAAAAAUGACUCGGCGGAUCGUGAGGGUUUCCUUAAAACAAAAGAAAAGUUUAUUAUUAAAGCAACUGUAGUUAUGUUUAUAGCUUAUUUUACACUUUUUAUUUUGACAAGUCUUUCUCAGUUGAACUUUGAAUCGGACAACAAUAAUAUUGAGAACAAUGAUACUUCUGUUGAUAAAUUAUAUGAUUUGGUUUUUGGUAAACAAUAUUUUGGUUAUAAUCAUAAUAAUAAUCAUGUUUCUUAUAGAGGAUCUUCAGAAUAUGUUGAAGUUUGGCAGAUGUCAAAUAAUAGAUUUUUAUUUGAUAUUAUAAAUGCAAAUUACGCUAAUUACGAAGGAUUUGAGGUUAUUUUGCAUUAUGGUAAUGAGACAUCGAUCAAGAAAAAUGUCGAUAUGAUUGAUGAGAAUCAAUAUUACUUUGAUCUUGAUUAUAAGGAAAUUGUUGGAAUUAAUGAAGAUUUAUUGAUUGAAAUCAUUGAUAGAAAUGGUACCAUCAUGAAGGCAUUCAGUUAUUUUCCAAUAAAUGUAGCUCAUGAAGAAGAGAAAGAAGUGUUCAUAACCAAUGAUAAUUAUGAAGAUUAUGGCGAAUUUUUGAAAAAUGAAUAUUUUGGAUUUAUUGACAAAGAUGGCAGUGACAGUCUUGCUAUUGAUACAAUUUAUAAACGAAUGAAUCAGGUCAUGAAUCGAGCAGUUGAGGAAUAUCAUGUAGUGGCGAAACAUGUUAAAGAAAUUGUUAACAAGAUUGCUGAGGUAUCUCAAGAAACUUUUAAUUAUGUUUUUGAAGCAAUUUCUCACUGGUUACCAAUCAUUUAUGAAAAUGUUAAAAGUUUUGUGGAGGUGGAGGAGAAAAUAGAUGACGAUGAAGCAAUCAUUUAUGAAAAUGUUGAAAGUUUUAUGGAGGAGAAAAUAGAUGAUGAUGAAGAUGAAGUAUGGGCGAUUUAUUGUGAAGGGUGA
Messenger RNA from Entrophospora candida, 1986 nucleotides. The record is from the annotation of a GenBank genome assembly. NCBI's taxonomy places the organism in Eukaryota, Fungi, Glomeromycota, Glomeromycetes, Entrophosporales, Entrophosporaceae.